GGAGGAAUAUUAAAAGCAAAUAUUCUGUUCCAAAAGAAAACAAAGUGAGAAGAGGAGAGGACAGCGGUGUAGUUGUAACAAAGCGGCAAUGCAAGAAGAAGAAUAAGAAUAAGUAGAAGGAGUGUCUUUUCAGAUAUGUUGCGAGAUGUUCUUCUUUUUGCAAUUCCUUUAGAAUAAAUAAACUAGCUAGUAUUGCAUUACAUAGAGAGUAAGAGAUGGAGUUUGCAAUGGAACAGAGUAAGAGCUUUGUCUUCGCCCUUCAGGAACUUAAGAACCUGAGGCCUCAACUCUAUUCUGCUGCAGACUACUGUGAAAAGUCUUAUCUCCGUAGUGAUCAGAAAGAAAUAGUUCUUGACAACAUGAAAGAUUACGCUGCAAGAGCUCUUGUUAAUGCUGUUGAUCAUCUUGGGACUGUAGCCUGCAAGUUAUCUGAUCUUCUUGAGCAGCAAACAUUGGAUGUUUCAACCAUGGACUUGAAGAUCUCUACUCUAAAUCAGAGACUUCUUACAUGCCAAGUAUACACAAACAAAGAGGGUGUUCGGCAACAACAGCUGUUGGCUAUUAUUCCUAGACAUCACAAGCACUACAUUUUACCAAAUUCGGUCAAUAAAAAGGUGCAUUUCCGUCCAUACAAACAGACUGAUGCAAAACAAAAUUCAUUUAGAACCAGAAAUCGUCCUCAACCUUCAGGUACCCCUGUUGCAAAAACUCUUUCAUGGCAUCUAGCAUCAGAAACUAAGUCGACCUUAAAAAAACGGAGUUCACAUGCUUCAAAAAAAAUCAAGGAUGCAAAAUUCUCUGCCAAGACCACUGGAGUUUUCCACCUUACAGUUGCAUGCCGGCAGAUAAUGAAGAGAUUACACGGUUCAAACCUUCAGCAUCGAACAACCACGUACCAAAUGGAGUGCCUACUUCUGGUGCUGCCACCCAAACACUCGGUGUCACAGGAAGGGAUGCAUUAGAGGAUUUCCGACCAUUGACAACAUUUGGGUCCUUUGACAAUCGAAAUGUGCAUGAGACUGUCCAUGUUCCUAGUCGCAGCAAAAGUGUGCUAUCAAGUUUUUUUGUCAAGCAAAGAUCUGCAAAAUUGAGAGCCGGCUCGGUCUCAUAAAUACCUCUUCAGGCAAAUGCUAGCCAUUCUGUUUUGUGACAGAUUUUGACAGAAGAGUUAAGGAAACACUUAAAUCUACUCAGUUGCGUUAUGCCCUUUCCAUUCACUAUGCGUCCACAAAUGCCCAAAAUUACUUGAUUUUUUCUUCUUUUGGUAAAUCAAAGUAUCCCGUGCAUAACUGCGGAAUAGAAUUACUUUAUUUUAUAUUUGUAGUUUAUGUCUUUGAAUAAUGACAGUGCAUAAUAAUUGUAUAGUAAGGCUAGCUGGUAGCCCCAAAGUAAUGAUGAUCAAAAAUAUAAUCUUCUGCUUGCUAGAUUACUCAAGGCAGCCAUAUACUUGUGAA
Molecule: messenger RNA, 1454 nt
Organism: Medicago truncatula (barrel medic)
Lineage: Eukaryota; Viridiplantae; Streptophyta; Magnoliopsida; Fabales; Fabaceae
Product: protein ABIL1
Exons: 10
Coding region: 216-962 (248 amino acids)
Source: RefSeq, a predicted model, not a curated record